AUGGCAACACUUGCCGAUCACAUUGCUCAAACAGCCUUGCAACACUACGAAAGGCGCUUACCGACCAAAGGCAAACCCAAAGACAGUGAAUGGACCGUUUUCGCCUCCAUCGUGGCGACGACGAAGACAUCAUCUACAUCUUCCGACCACGGACUUGACCUGGACCAGCCUCCUGCAUCUUGGGUGGUCAGCUGCGCUACCGGCACCAAGUGUACCGCAUCGCAGAACGACCGAACCGGAUGCGUACUUCACGAUUCUCACGCUGAAGUACUGGCACGCCGAGGCUUGGUGAGAUCCCUGUGGAUGGAAGUUGCAGGGCUGAUACACCCUCCCGGAGUUUUCGAUUCUACCCACAAGGCAAAAUCGUGCCUCCUGGAACAAGACGAAACAACAAACAAAAUCAGAAUACGACGUGACUUACUUCUGCAUCUGUACAUCAGUGAUUCUCCUUGUGGUGAUGCGUCCAUCUACCCGUUGGUGGAAAAUGAGGACGACGUCACGUAUGAACUACAAUAUACCGGAGCUAAAGUAAUCGUUUCCGAGCAUACCAAAGUGACGGGGAAAGACUGUGGGGGCGAUCAUCAAUUGCUGUUGAAAUCCUCAUCCGCAAUAUUCUCGUCGAGUUACGUCGCCCGUGAAGACGUGCAACUGUUGGGGAAAUUGCGGACGAAGGCCGGUCGAUCCAAUAUCGAAGCGGCGCGGCGGUCGACAUCGAUGUCUUGCAGCGAUAAAAUUGUUCGAUGGAUGGUAUUAGGGCUUCAAGGACGACAUUUGAUGAAGUGGAUACAGGACCCGAUUCGGUUCGCAACUAUCGUCGUCAGUCAAGACCCUCGAGUGCGACAAGCGCAGGAUCAGCUGGACGCGCUGGAACGAGCUAUUAGCACGCGUGUUGCUCUGAUACGGGUCGACUUGGAGAAACUACUUGACAAUAAAAACAAAAUGUACGGAUAUCAUGACCUCGAGAAUUUCUGUGUCAGUGGUGCGUUCUGUCUUCUCUCGCGGCAAGUCCGCAAGGGAUGCCACGAAAGCACACCGGAAACGGCUCCGCGAAGAAAGUGA
Messenger RNA from Phaeodactylum tricornutum CCAP 1055/1, 1059 nucleotides. RefSeq lists its product with no specific name. NCBI's taxonomy places the organism in Eukaryota, Bacillariophyta, Bacillariophyceae, Surirellales, Neidiaceae. Gene Ontology annotation, molecular function: RNA binding; adenosine deaminase activity. Gene Ontology annotation, biological process: RNA processing. The coding region runs from base 1 to 1059 and encodes 352 amino acids. The record is from RefSeq and is a predicted model, not a curated record. The transcript has 2 exons.